Molecule: messenger RNA, 1248 nt
Organism: Elephantulus edwardii (Cape elephant shrew)
Lineage: Eukaryota; Metazoa; Chordata; Mammalia; Macroscelidea; Macroscelididae
Gene: IFI44
Product: interferon-induced protein 44
Exons: 8
Coding region: 1-1248 (415 amino acids)
Source: RefSeq, a predicted model, not a curated record
AUGGCCGUGACAACUCAGCUAACAUGGAAGCAAGAAAAGUAUCUACAAAAUUAUUUUGACGGAAGGCAAUUCAGUCUCCUUUAUAAAGCUAGUGUCCAUGGAUUCAAUGAAAGUAGCUUGCUUCAGAAAUGCUAUGAUCAAGGACCUACUAUAACAGUGUUUUAUUUUCAUGACUCUGUUUUUGGAGCCUAUAUUCAAGAGAGUUACCAGAAAAUUAAUAGAGGUUCUGUUAUCCUUUUUAUGUUUCAAAAGACUAUUAUUUCAAUAUUUGAAGAACUACUAUUUAAAAGAUUCACUAAGAAAAACAGCAUCAAGAGAAAAGAUAUUGUUGCCAGUGGAAGACUACAGGAAGACGAUAAAUAUUCUUUUCAGGACUGUGAGGUUUUUCGAUGUGAAGAUUUAUUGGAUGGAAGAAAAAUCAAUGGUCUAACUGAGUUCAAGAAGAAUUUAUUGUAUGACAUAGAAACAUACAACCCAUGUGGAGGUUUGGUUUGCCCAGCACGAAUUCUGUUUCUGGGACCAAGUAGAACUGGGAAGUCUAGUUUUAUCAAUUCAGUGAAGUCUGUUUUCCGAGGGCGUGUAACUAACCAGGCUGUAAUGAGUCUUUCUGCAAACCAGGUGAGUGCAUUCUCAGAAUUUAGAACAUAUUCUGUAAAGAAUGGGAAAGAUGGAUCUCACCUACCAUUUAUUCUGUGUGAUUCAUUGGGGCUGAGAGAGAAAGAGGAGGGAUUAUGCAUAGAUGACAUAUUCUAUAUCUUAAAAGGCCACGUUCCUGACAGAUACGAGUUUAAUUCCACAAAAUCAAUCACACUGGAUCAUCUUAAUUACAUUGACUCCCCAUUACUGAAAGAUAGGAUUCACUGUGUGGUAUUUUUAUUGGAUUGCAACUCCAUUAACAAACUUUCUCAUAGUAUGGUGACAAAGAUACAACAAUUUCGAAGGGAGGUGAUAAAGUAUGGUGUGGUACAAAUGGUUUUGCUCACUCACGUGGAUGAGCUGGAACUGAUUACGAAAGCUGAUCUUCUAGAUCCAUACAGAUGUAUGCCUGUGAAGCUCAAGCUAGAGGAAGUCCACAAAGUGCUUGGAUUUCCUCUUUCAAACAUCUUGGUGGUUAGCAAUUACACUUUCGAGUGGGAGUUGGACCUUAUAAAGGAUGUUAUGAUCCUCUCUGCUCUGAAGCAAAUGUUAUCAGCUACAGAUGGCUUAGAGGAUUUGUCUCCUGAGGAGAAAACAAGUAGACACAACUGA